Molecule: messenger RNA, 987 nt
Organism: Mya arenaria
Lineage: Eukaryota; Metazoa; Mollusca; Bivalvia; Myida; Myidae
Exons: 5
Coding region: 202-987 (261 amino acids)
Cellular component (GO): nucleus
Source: RefSeq, a predicted model, not a curated record
ACCUCAAUUAAAUUUAACAGUACGUUACCUUAACCAUCCGUUAAAUCCAUAACUGACUGUUACUUAACGGUCAGUUUAAUUAUUGUUGCUCAUAGCUAUUUAACGCUGCCGUUUAGUAACGCUAGCGUUAAAUGCUUAACAGUCAAUUAAAUCCAACUUCCUGUCCCAUAAUUCAUCUGUCACCAUCAUUCAGCAUCCAAGAUGGCCGACAUCAUAAAGUCUUCUGCUUAUGAUACUGAAAAACAAAAAAGGAGAAAAAAACCUAAUUUCACAGCUAGUGAAACUUUGAUUAUAGAGGAAUGUAUGGGAGACUUCGAUACAAGGGAAAUGCUGACUAACAAAUUUACUGAUAAAAUUUCUAAUGAGAAAAAGAAAAGAAAAUGGGAAGAAAUAGGUGUCAAAUGUUCUGCCCUGGGGUGUGCUGUUCGGACUGGCGAUGAAAUCAGUGUUAAAUGGCAGAACAUGCGAAAAAAUGCCAAGGCUGAGAUAACAAGUGAAAGGCUCCAGCGGAGAGAGAGUGGGCGGGGUACUGACACGCUAAAGAAGGCUACAGAUCAAGCCAAUAGAAUUGUAUCUAUACAUGCUGAUGCCAGUUUCAAUGGAGUUGUAGGUGGAAUGGACUCUGAUGAGCCAGAUGGUCUUUCGUUUAUACCAAAUUUAACAGAUGAAGAAGAUGCGGAGAGUGAAAGCCUUAGGUCAUCAAAGUUACCCCCGCCAUCCAAGAUCAUGAUGGCGGCACAGGCUACUGCAGGACCAUCAAAGAGCAGUUACCAAGAACACAAACAGGAACGUGUUGUCAAGAGAAGGAAGACCAAAGCAGAGGAACUUAUUGAUUGGCAAAUUAUAUACUUUCAAAAUCAGGUGGAAUUGGCACAGCAAGAGAAGGAAAUCAAUCGGGUGAAGCUGAGAGUGAUGGAAAAAUAUGAAAAAAAACUUGAUGCAGAGGAAAUAGACGGAUUCAUCCGGACAACCUUCUUCGAGAGUUAA